CCUUUAGACAACUAAGCUCCCUAUCAUUGGUUCUCUCUGUCUCCCUCUCUCUCUCUCGGGCUGUGUUUUUUUUGUAUACUGGCUUGAGCUUGAAGACUAGGUACGUCGUACUGUUCUUCUCCAAGAUCAAUACCGCCCAUAUAUUUAUUUUUUCUAUAAAUAAAGGUACCAAUUAUACCGUGUUCACCAGCUCUCUAUCUUUUUAUCCAUUUCGUCCAUGUUCCUUGCCAAAGCAAUGGCAGGAGAAGGGGGUCAAAUUAAAGAAGAAGGGCAGACAAUUUCAACCGGUACCACAGAGCUAAUGACCAAGGAAAAGGAGGGCUUGAUCAAGAGAAAUUUGUUUACAAUGGCCAUGAAUGGCCAAUGGGAUCAAAUUGUGGAGGUAUAUAAGCAUGAACCAUGUGCUCACAAGAUGAGGAUCACCAAGGCAGGGGACACAGCGUUACACAUAGCUAUCUCUCAGGGGAAUGAGCAGAAAGUGAAGGACCUCGUACAACAAAUUAUACGUCAACCACGAAGCGAAGGGGCUUUUAAAAUUACAAACAGUACAGGGAAUACCCCACUCCAUAUUGCUGCAUCAAAGGGGAAUGUGACCAUGUGUCAAUCCAUUGCAAACGUUGAUCAACGGCUCGUGGGUGUUCCUAAUGGGGACGGGGAGACCCCUUUUUUCUUAUCAGUGCUCCAUGGUAAAAAAGAAGCCUUCUUCUGUCUACAUGACAUCUGUGGCGCAGAGAACGGCUAUCAAUAUUCCAGAAGGAAAGACGGUGACACCAUUCUUCACUGUGCCUUCGCUAGAGACUACUUUGGCAUAUUUGUGGAUAAUCUCCAGGCAGUGGAAACUUCAUCACAUCACCAAACAAAGGGAACAAAAGGACCCGUUGACAACAAGGAUCUGGAUGUUCCAGAGAACUACAAAACGUGCACAAGAUUCUUCAAAUUGCUUUGGGAUAUUACUAAAGUUGUCACUUGCGGAGGAUGGAAUGGGGAGCGAACACGCCGAACAGAUGCAGAGAACCCUAAAGGAUAUCCAGGGCACCAAUUAGUUCCAGCUAAUUAUAGAACCUGCUUUGAUUUUGCCAAGCUUGGAUCCAUGGCAAUGCUGAUCGUUCUUGGAUUUGGAUUCACCACAAUAAGAAAGAUAGAGCAAAAGAAACAGAAGCACAAAUGGGCCUUUCAAGUCUUGAAAGCUCUUCUAACUCGUACUUCAACAUAUGAAUAUCAUGCUGGGGCGGAACCCAUGCAAGAAACAUUCAAACUAGAGCCCGGAGACACAUUACCUUAUGCAGUUACGUCGGGCAGCGUUACCCUUGGCAACGUCACAGAAAUCUUACCUACGACAAGUGACGAGAAGGAAAAAAGGGCUCCUGGAAUGGAAGUGGAACGGACUACCCUGGCCUCAUCCAAUGAUUCUACAGAUAAUUAUGUAAAUGCUAUUGCGGAGAAAAUUCUUGCACUCCUUCGGGAUGGCGCCACGCAUUACCUAGAUCAUCAGAAGAAGAAUACGACGCACUCCUCAGAUGGGAAGGAAAAAACACCAGAUCAAACUACGAAGGACAAACCAAUCACGGAAAUAGCAAAGAAGCUGGAUACUCCCAUAUUGAUUGCAGCUAAAAAUGGCAUCACUGAAAUUGUUGAUGAAAUCCUCAAGUAUUUUCCGGUCGCCAUCGACGACUUGAAUGUAGACAAGAAGAACAUAGUGCUGUUGGCGGUGGAAAACCGGCAACCAAAUGUAUAUCAACUCUUGCUAGAAAUUAAAGAUCCUCAGAAAGAGAGCGUGUUUCGGCACGUGGAUAACGACGGGAAUAGUGCCCAGCAUCUUGCGGCGAGGCUUGGAGACUACAAGCCUUGGCUAAUUCCUGGAGCAGCGUUGCAAAUGCAAUGGGAAAACAAGUGGCAUGAGUAUGUCAAGAAUUCUAAGCCCCUCAACUUCUUCCCUCGCCAUAACAAUCAGGGCAAGACUCCAAGUGAUUUGUUCACAGAAACCCACAAGGGCCUUGUCAAAAAUGGAAGUGAGUGGCUAACCAACACAUCUCAAUCCUGCUCUGUCGUCGCCGCGCUUAUUGCCACCGUGGCCUUCGCCAGCUCCACCACUGUACCUGGAGGUUUCAAGGAGGAUACUGACAUACCAGUGCUCCAAAACAAGCCUGGAUUUGACCUAUUCGCCAUCUCAUCACUUGUUGCGCUCUGUUUCUCGCUCACAGCCUUGGUCCUGUUCCUCGCCAUCUUAACAUCACGAUACGAAGAAACAGAUUUUGGCAAGGGCUUGCCGAGGAAACUCUUGGUAGGGUUAACAUCUUUGUUCGUUUCCAUAGCAGCAAUGCUUCUUUCAUUCUGUGGGGGCCACUUCUUUGUGCUAAAGGAGGAGCUGAAAUUUGCAGCAUUUCCAGUUUAUGCAGUGACAUGCUUGCCGGUAACUUUUUUAGCUGCGGCACAAUUUCCGCUAUAUUUUGAUCUUUUGCGUGCUACCUUCUCGAAGGUGCCACAACGAAGCUACAAGAUCGUUCACUGACUUUUUGGUUAAUUCCUGUUUUUUCUUCUGUAUUCAAGUAUUGCUGGCCAGGUUUUAUUAUCUACGAAGAACAAGUUUUAUA
This is a messenger RNA of Carya illinoinensis, 2591 nucleotides long. RefSeq lists its product as uncharacterized. Gene Ontology annotation, molecular function: protein binding. The record is from RefSeq and is a predicted model, not a curated record. Bases 218 to 2509 code for a protein of 763 amino acids. The transcript is spliced from 7 exons. Lineage: Eukaryota; Viridiplantae; Streptophyta; Magnoliopsida; Fagales; Juglandaceae.